AUGCAUCUGCGACGCUGGCAUUUACUGCACUGGUGCAGCGACCUGCUUCCCGUUACUCAAGGGGUAUGUGCUGCAGUGCUCUCAGGAAACAGCCUGGCAGGAAUGAGGCUACUCAAACCCUGCUCUUAUCACCUCUUGAGAGAGAUGAAAGCAAGCACAGUGGCCAGAUUAGUUGUUUGUUCAGCUUGGAUUUUUGUCUGUGACCCACUGAUUGAGAACUUGUGUGGCGUCCUGCAAGAAGAACAGGGGAGCGAGAUGCUCUGUGUGGCCAACGAAUUUGAAGGCAAGGCCCCAAGACACACGUUGUACACUGUUACGGCCUUGCUAUUCUUGGACCAGGGCAAAAGUUCUGUAGUAACCUGUAGAAAGUCUGCGGCUCAUGCAAGCAAAGACCUGGAAGAGCAGUUGCGAUCUGUGUCCAGUGUGGAUGAACUCAUGACAGUACUUUACCCAGAAUACUGGAAAAUGUUCAAAUGUCAAUUGAGGAAAGGAGGUUGGCAACACAACAGGGAACGCUCCAGCUUUGACACAAGAUCAGAUGAUUCACUGAAAUUUGCCGCAGCACACUAUAAUGCAGAGAUCCUGAAAAGUAUUGAUACUGAAUGGAGAAAAACUCAGUGCAUGCCACGUGAAGUGUGUGUGGAUGUGGGAAAAGAGUUUGGAGCAACUACAAACACCUUCUUUAAACCCCCAUGUGUAUCCAUCUACAGAUGUGGAGGUUGCUGCAAUAGUGAAGGACUCCAGUGUAUGAAUAUCAGCACAAAUUACAUCAGCAAGACAUUGUUUGAGAUCACAGUGCCUCUCUCUCAUGGCCCCAAACCUGUAACCGUCAGUUUUGCCAAUCACACGUCCUGCCGAUGCAUGUCGAAGUUGGAUGUUUACAGACAAGUUCAUUCUAUCAUAAGACGUUCCUUGCCAGCAACACAAACUCAGUGUCAUGUGGCAAACAAGACCUGUCCAAAAAAUCAUAUCUGGAAUAAUCAAAUUUGCAGAUGUUUGGCACAGCAUGAUUUUGGUUUCUCUUCUCACCUUGGAGAUUCUGACACAUCUGAAGGAUUCCAUAUUUGUGGACCAAACAAGGAGUUGGAUGAAGAAACCUGUCAAUGUGUCUGCAAAGGAGGCAUGCGGCCCUCAAGCUGUGGACCUCACAAAGAAUUAGACAGAUCAUCAUGUCAGUGCAUGUGCAAAAACAAACUUCUCCCCACUUCCUGUGGGCCCAACAAGGAAUUUGAUGAAGAUAAGUGCCAGUGUGUAUGUAAAAAGACCUGUCCUAAACAUCAGCCACUAAACCCUGCAAAAUGCAUCUGUGAAUGUAUAGAAUCUCCCAAUAAAUGCUUCUUAAAAGGAAAAAGGUUCCAUCACCAGACAUGCAGUUGUUACAGACCGCCGUGUACAGUCAGAACGAAACGCUGUGAUGCUGGACUUUAUUUUAGUGAAGAAGUGUGCCGCUGUGUACCCACAUAUUGGAAAAGACCACUUAUGAAUUAG
Molecule: messenger RNA, 1488 nt
Organism: Pygoscelis adeliae (Adelie penguin)
Lineage: Eukaryota; Metazoa; Chordata; Aves; Sphenisciformes; Spheniscidae
Gene: VEGFC
Product: vascular endothelial growth factor C
Exons: 8
Coding region: 1-1488 (495 amino acids)
Biological process (GO): response to hypoxia; induction of positive chemotaxis; positive regulation of mast cell chemotaxis
Cellular component (GO): membrane
Molecular function (GO): chemoattractant activity; vascular endothelial growth factor receptor 3 binding; growth factor activity
Source: RefSeq, a predicted model, not a curated record